AUGGCGACUCCCGCCAGCGAAGUGGCGGCGAGUGCAGCGGCCGCGUUCGCUUUCACUGCUGCGAACCGCAGCUGCAUCAUCGUCAGCCAGAAACAGCGGGGCAACCCUGUGCUCACCCACAUCAGGAACGUGCGGUGGGCGUUUGGGGAGAUCACGCCAGACUAUCUCCUCUCCCCCUCCUCCUGCGCGCUCUUCCUCUCUCUCCGAUACCACCUGCUGCACCCAGACUACCUCUACUUUCGAAUUAGGGAGCUGCAGAAGAGCUUCCGCCUGCGAAUCGUGCUGUGCCACGUGGACGUUGAUGACGUCACCAAGCCCCUGCAUGACAUCACCAAGACGGCUCUUCUGAAUGAUUGCACACUCCUGUGCGCCUGGAGUCCCAACGAGUGUGCGCGGUACCUGGAGACUCUCAAGAGCUACGAGAACAAGCCGGCAAACGGCAUUCAAGAGCGAGUCGACAGCGAUUAUAUUUCCCGACUCACCAGCGCCCUCACGUCCAUCCGCCAUGUCAACAAAACCGAUGCUCUCACUCUGGGGACUAACUUUGGGACUCUGGCCAACAUCAUGGGGGCAUCGAUGGAUGAGCUCUCGCGGUGCCCAGGGAUAGGAGAGAAGAAG
Messenger RNA from Closterium sp. NIES-65, 618 nucleotides. Lineage: Eukaryota; Viridiplantae; Streptophyta; Zygnematophyceae; Desmidiales; Closteriaceae. The record is from the annotation of a GenBank genome assembly.